This is a messenger RNA of Cyprinodon variegatus (sheepshead minnow), 2039 nucleotides long. RefSeq names its product abl interactor 1-like (gene abi3a). Gene Ontology annotation, cellular component: lamellipodium. NCBI's taxonomy places the organism in Eukaryota, Metazoa, Chordata, Actinopteri, Cyprinodontiformes, Cyprinodontidae. The transcript has 12 exons. Bases 102 to 1772 code for a protein of 556 amino acids. The record is from RefSeq and is a predicted model, not a curated record. Gene Ontology annotation, molecular function: SH3 domain binding.
UAGAGCUGCAGAGUGAAGUUUGUCAGAAACAGGAGGACCUUCAUCACUCUGCAGCUUCUGAUUAAACCAGCGAUUUCUCUGGAAACCUUUAUUCUGGGAGCAUGAAGGAACAAAACUUUAAGGAUGAGGUGGCAAAGAUUCUAGAAGAAGCUCCAAAUGCCAGGAAAGCUCUGCGAGAAAACUAUGAAAACCUUCUGAAUGUGGCUGAUUACUGCUACAACACCUACACACAGUCGGGUGAAAACACCCAGAAGGCCUUGGAGGAAACCAAAAACUUUACCACCCAGUCGCUGGCAAGUGUGGCGUAUCAGAUCAGCACUCUGGCUAACAGCGUCCUGAGUCUCCUUGAUGCUCAGAACAAUCAGCUGCGCCAGAUGGAGUCCUCCAUCAACCUGAUUGGUCAGACUGUAGAGAUGCAUAAGGAGAAAGUUUCUCGGAGGGAGAUCGGCGCCUUCACGACCGUCAGACGAGUUCCCCGUAACCAUAAGAUCAUUCCUCCUACUGCUGCUCAGCCUCGCCAACCCUACAGCCGCAGACCGAUCAACUACCAGCAGCUGGACGAGAUCGGCCAUGGCAUAAAGGUCUCUGGGAAACAGCCAGAGAAAACGGGAACGAUCCGGAAACACGGAGCCUCCGUCAGGUCCAACAAAGCUCCAGAGCCAGUUCAGUGCCCCGUUGCGCCCCCUGUUGGAGGGUCCAGCUUUGGCAAACCUGUAGCUCCGCCCACCAUCCCCGCCACCUGGCAGUCUCCACCUGAGUGUGACAUCAUCACCAAUUUGCUGGAUGAGGCUCCUCUUCCCCCUCCUCUGCUAACUGAUGAGCUGUUGCCCCAGAGCGAUGAUGUCAUCUCAGCGCUGCCCCCUCCUCCUCCUCCUCCUGAUUCUUCAGGUGUGAUGGUGGCUCCUACGGCUCCUCCUCCCCCACCGCCUCCUCCUUCGUCAUCAGGGGUUGUGAUCAGUCAAAGUGCUCCUCCUCCACCUCCUCCUCCUCCUCCUCCAUCUUCAGGGGCUGUGAUCAAUCAUGGGGCUCCAGCUCCUCCACCAAUCCCAUCACUUAGCUUAGAAACAGUGAUGGAGGAGAACAGCCUUCCACCUCCAUCCCCUCCUCCUCCUUCUGAUGAUAUUGGCUUCCCGCCGUUACCUAAUGACGAUUCAGAGCUGCUGGCCCCGCCCCCACCACCUCCACCCUCCCAAGAUGCAGAUGUGACCCUCACAUCUAGAAGGAGUCGCCGCCGCCGCUCGCCUCCAACUACUCGCUCUGUUUCUCUGAGGGUCCGCUCAGGUCCCGCCUCUCGCUGCCGCUACACUCGCUCCCUCUUCUUGCCUUCUGUUCAGUCAUUCAUGAUACCCCCCCCUCCUCCAUAUCCUCCCCCCAAUGCCCCCCAAGACCCCCCCAUCUCCUCCUCUUCCUCAUUUGCCGUGCUCUCUCACUCCUUGUCCUCCUCUCGACUUUGCUUACCUGCUCGUCUGGAACACCUGGAUCUUCAGAUUUUAGCCCCGCCUCCUCCUCUCCCAUUGGCUGAUGUUGGAUGUUUUGAUGACAUCAUGCCACCGCUCCCACCUCCAGUGGACUAUGACACCAGUGCCCCCCCAGACUACCUGGAGAAAGUGGUGGCGCUGUACUAUUACGAGGCCUCAAAGCCUGACGACCUUUCUCUAGCUGAAGGGGACAUCAUCUAUGUGACACGUCGCCAUGAUGACGGCUGGUGUGAGGGCGUCUGUAAUGGCCGGGAGGGCUUCUUCCCACAAAACUAUGUUCAGUCAUGUGACUAGAUGAAGCCACUCCCCUUUGCCUUACAAUAGAGAUGCUUCUCUCUGAUGAGCGGCUGUUUGGUGAUUUAUUUUUUUUCCAGCUUCAAGCAGGUAAAGUCAGGGAUUGACCUCUGUCUGAUGCUUAAUAACUAAAUAAAGUUGAUUACUUCAUAGGCUGUAAGGGGUUUCUGUCCUUCUGUGUUUGGACCUUCAGUUGGCACCAUUUCCUCUCUUUCUGAAAACAAAACACUAACAGACUAAUGAAAAACAUAAUCUUAUCCAUUUGAG